Molecule: messenger RNA, 1184 nt
Organism: Betta splendens (Siamese fighting fish)
Lineage: Eukaryota; Metazoa; Chordata; Actinopteri; Anabantiformes; Osphronemidae
Gene: mien1
Product: selenoprotein W, 2a
Exons: 4
Biological process (GO): positive regulation of filopodium assembly; negative regulation of apoptotic process
Source: RefSeq, a predicted model, not a curated record
GGGAAGACUCCGCGGAUGUGUCGCGUAUAUAUAUAAACCCCGCCCCGCCGUCCGGCUCAUCGUUACACAAGAGCCAGCGCUCCAGACCGAACCGAGCUCCGCACCGGUGGUUGUCCCGUAGAAACCGACGCGAUGGGGGUGACGAUUAAAGUGGAGUACUGUGGCGGAUGAGGAUACGAACCCCGCUAUCGGGAGCUCGCCCACGUUCUGAAGGGCGAGUUUCCUGAUGCGGAAGUGUCGGGCUUCGUGGGGAGAAGAGCCAGCUUCGAGAUAGAAGUCAACGGGCAGCUCCUCUUCUCCAAGCUCGAGACUGGCGGCUUCCCGUACGAGGAAGACGUUCUGAACGCCAUCCAUGACGUCUGCGACGGGAAGCCCGUGCAGAAGCUCACAAAGUCCCGUUCGGCAUGCGUGAUCAUGUAAAGCAGCUGCAGCAACAUCAUCAUCAUCAUCAGCUGCUGCUGUACCCACCAGGCCAGUGCACCUUUAAGCUGAUAAACACCACUCGCCGCUCACGCUGAUGCCGAUCACCGAGCCCUCGCUGCCUCCUCACUCCCCCGCUCUGUUCUUACGGUGGAGCUCCAGGCCGUCAAUGAUCACUGUGGCCUAAAAUCAAACGGCUGCAGUAGGAUAAAUAAAUUCCUGGAGGUUCCCUGUGCGUAGGAAAGGAGCCGGGGAGAGGUCGCAGACGGGUUUGGCUUUGCAGGGAGUUCAUCUUUAUUUUAACGCCUCAUUGCCUGGUAUUCCUAUAGUUUUUCUUCCCCCCUUGCAAAUACUAAUUAGGUAAAUGCUAAAUCAUUUUGACUUUUGUCUUUGUAUAAAGGGAUGCUGUCUGCUUUUCUACUGUUCUACACAGAGUUAAACUGGAAGUUGAUCACAAUUUUCAGGCACUAAUUUAACUCUAUGGGUUGUAGAUAAUAAAGGAAGUUGUGUAAUUUGUAGCGGGUGAACAUGUCAUUGGAAAUCGCUCUAACCAUAUCAUGCAGGAUCCUGUUUGUUUUGUUUACUGUUAGUUUAAAGCAGUCGGAUGCCAACCAACGCCUCAUCAGUGCUUCUGAGGACCACCGCCCACUGGUCCGUCAGUCACUACUUACUGUCUGCUCGUCUGCCAUGAGUUUUCCUUCACUGUCUUUUUUUUUUUUUUAAAGCUGUGUUCUUUGAAUAAAUCUAACGGUUGUUAAAAGGCC